Messenger RNA from Myxocyprinus asiaticus (Chinese sucker), 3586 nucleotides. RefSeq names its product large neutral amino acids transporter small subunit 4-like. The transcript has 14 exons. Bases 182 to 1963 code for a protein of 593 amino acids. The record is from RefSeq and is a predicted model, not a curated record. Lineage: Eukaryota; Metazoa; Chordata; Actinopteri; Cypriniformes; Catostomidae. Gene Ontology annotation, molecular function: L-amino acid transmembrane transporter activity; neutral L-amino acid transmembrane transporter activity. Gene Ontology annotation, biological process: transmembrane transport; neutral amino acid transport.
GCCGGUUACUGCAGGAGGGAGGACGAAAGAGAGAAAUAGAGACAUUGCAGAAAUUGCCUUUCUCUCAAAGAUCAAAGGAUCCCCUCCACUCUCUGAGGUCUGAUCCCACCAAACCCUGUCAACCACCUGUUUUUUUUUCUUUUCUUCUUCUUAUCUGUCUGCUUUCCUACUCCUUUCAGCCAUGGCACCCACUCUGGCCACGGCAUUUGCCCGUCGCUGGUGGAUGGCAGUAACGGCCAUUAUUGAAAACUUGCUCUUCUCUGCUGUCCUACUGGGUUGGGGUUCAUUACUUAUCAUGCUGAAGUCUGAAGGCUUCUAUUCAUACCUCUGCACAGAGCCAGGCAAUAGCUCGACAGCAAACUUCUCCUUGCCAUCUGUGUCUUCAUCAUUGUCUGAUGAUGCAGGAUAUGAAUAUGACGAGUUCCAGUCGGUCCAGCAUGAUGGAGGCGUGGAGGUGGUCCCUCUGAACCAUCCAGAAGACCACCAGAGGAUGAAUGGCUGGCUGAUCUGUAAGGAGCAGGAUGAGAUGCUCAAUCUGGCCUUCACCGUGGGCUCCUUCCUCCUCAGCGCUAUCACGCUCCCUCUCGGAAUCGUCAUGGACAAAUACGGCCCACGCAAACUCCGUCUGCUUGGCAGUGCCUGCUUUUCCCUCUCGUGCCUCAUGAUCGCUUAUGGAGCCAGCAACCCAAAUGAUCUGUCUGUUCUGAUCUUCAUCGCGCUUACCUUUAAUGGCUUUGGAGGAAUGUGUAUGACCUUCACUUCACUUACGUUGCCCAACAUGUUUGGUGACCUUCGUUCCACCUUCAUCGCACUUAUGAUUGGCUCAUAUGCCUCUUCGGCUGUCACCUUUCCUGGGGUUAAGGUGAUCUAUGACCUUGGCAUUACCUUUAUCACGAUUCUAGUGGUCUGGGCAGGCUGUGCAGGUCUCGUCUUCUUCAACUGCUUCUUCAACUGGCCCCUGGAGCCUUUCCCUGGACCUGAGGACAUGGAUUACUCUAUCAAGAUCAAAUUCAGCUGGCUGGGCUUUGACCACAAGAUCACUGGCAAGCAGUUUUAUAGGCAGGUGACAACAGUCGGCAAGCGUCUUAGUGUUGACAACACCCUGAAACAGAAAGAGCUUGCUGCCAAGGAGGGCCACAAACUUUGCCUGUCCACCAUGGAUCUGGAACUGCAGUGUGACCCCAAGGAAGAGUCUCAGUCGUUCAUGCAGAGUAUUUUCAGUCCGCUGUUCAUGUUGAGUCUGGUAACCAUGUGUGUGACUCAACUCCGUCUCAUCUUCUACAUGGGAGCCAUGAACAACAUCUUGGAGUCCCUUAGUGGAGGAGAUUUCAACACAGUGAGUCUCUACACGUCCAUUUUCGGCGUGAUGCAACUCUUGUGCCUGAUGACGACGCCGGUCAUCGGCCAGAUCAUGGAUUGGAAACUCAAGGAAUGUGAUGAUGGAGAAAUCAAUCAAAAAGAGGCCAUCAAGGAUGAGCCCCAACCUAAACGCAGAGACAGACAGAUUCAGAAAGUGACCAAUGCCACACGAGCCUUCAUCUUCACUAACAUCCUCCUCGUCGGCUUUGGCAUCACCUGCCUGAUUCCUAACCUCCCUCUUCAGAUGCUCUCGUUUGUUCUUCACACCAUCGUCAGAGGUUUCAUCCACUCAGCCAUAGGUGGACUUUAUGCUGCUGUGUACCCAUCCACUCAGUUUGGCAGUUUGACUGGAAUGCAGUCUCUGGUUAGCGCUUUAUUUGCACUGCUGCAGCAGCCUUUGUUCAUGGCUAUGAUGGGACCACUAAAUGGAGACCCACUCUGGGUGAAUGUCGGUCUGCUGGUACUUAGUUUGCUGGGAUUCCUGUUACCUCUCUACCUGCUGUACUUCAGAAAAACUCUGCACAAAAAGAGGAAGGAGAGAGAAAAUAUGGCUAAAAUCUACCUAAAAAUCAAUGGCAGUGAUGUACCAGAGGCAUUUGUGUAAAGAAAGCAGAUAAAGAGAAAAACAAAAGCAUGAGUCUUAAAGAGAAGCAAAGACAGAAAAUAUAAUGGCCACACACAGAAGUAGUGACAAUUGCACACUAUUUUGCCUCUCUUUUCUUGAGGCUUAUUCAACCAAUAUCUGAGUAACUAAAUAGAUGAAAAGAGGGAUGAAGCAACAUGGGAAAUUUGAUGUCUCUCUUUCAUUGUCAUAUGAGUUUCUUUUAUUUUGAUUCAGUUCAAAACUCAUAUUUUUAAUGGUAAAAAAUUAUAUGUGACAUGUUCAUGUGACAAAGUUUUAACCCUAUCGUAAUCUAAAUGGCCUAUGUGCUUUAGAAAGAUAUUUCCAUUUAUUGCAUAUCAGAAUAUUGAAUUUUUCUUUGCUAUCAUAAGAUUUGAAUACACCGUUAUGUACCAUGCAAACUGUGAAGGGCUGAAGAAGCCAGCCUGACCACACAGACGGUCUUUCACAGGAACACAUUUAAAAACCCUCAUUCAUUCUGCCAACCUCCAUUAGGGAUUUCACUGUUGUAAAAUCAGUAUAGUCUUGGGUGUAAAGCCAUAGUUUUGUGUAAACAAAAUACUCCAGCAGGUAUAAAGGCCAAGAAAUGCUUCUAUAAGAAGCACACAGCUAAUUUUAGAUAAGUAACAGAAUUACAUACCGUAUAGGUACGAUCUACAUGAACUCAUGGGCCUAAAAGGCAACAACUUUUAAAUCUAAUAAUAGUAAACCAUGAUAUAUGAUACCUCCAGGUGUAAUGAAAGGUAUCAUUUGCUUUCAGUUGUGCAAUACCAUUGCAUACACAAAAAACAACUUGCAAGACCAUUUUUCAUUCAUAAUGAUUCAGAAAAGGGUGUUUUACAUAUUUCAAAUGAUAUACAUUUAUGACAACAUAUACAAUCUGAUCACUUUGAUCAUAGGUAGUUUAGGAAAGCCUCAAUUUAUGUAUUCCAGUUUGUAUAUAUAUUAUUGCAUGCACAUAAGAUGCAUACAUAAAUAGGCUUGAAUGAACUGGUUAUGAUCUGUACUAAGUGACUGAUCUGCAAGGUGAUGGCUCAAAGCUUUGAAAGAACCAAAUGUCAGGGGAACAACAGCACUUUGUCCCACACCCAUGUCCCAUAAAACCCCUCAAGACUUGCAAUUCCAUUUUCUGUCUUUCUUUUAUUUUGUGCUUGUAUACUAAAAUAACAUUCUGUGAUACUUAAGAGUGUGUAAGGAGUCAUUUGGCAUUCAUAUGUCAGUGAUUGCACGAAGUUCCCAUGGACCUCUAAAGUGAAAUGUUAUUUAGAAAGCACAACGUAACUCACAAAUUUGCCUUUUGUAAAAGCCUUUUGUGCAGUUUACAGUGCAGUUAACAGUGUUGAUAGCUGAUGAGAGGAUUGGAACCAUGGAUUCUAUGAAAAUGUUUUUGAUGUUUUGUUUAAUGUAUUUAUUUCUUUUGAGUCUCUAAAUUUAACAGACAACAUGGACAAUGCAACCUUACUUGCAAAGGUUGCUAUAUUAACUUACAUGUCUUUGUUGCAGUAGCUGUUUGUUUUAAGUUUUGUUUUCUUUAAAAAUCUUUAUUUCUUGUUUAAUAUGGCAUUAUUAUUGAGGAUUUCAUAUAUUCAAUAAAAUGUGACUUUA